Colletotrichum spaethianum is the source of this 1473-nucleotide messenger RNA. RefSeq names its product putative amino-acid permease. Gene Ontology annotation, cellular component: membrane. Bases 1 to 1473 code for a protein of 490 amino acids. Lineage: Eukaryota; Fungi; Ascomycota; Sordariomycetes; Glomerellales; Glomerellaceae. The record is from RefSeq and is a predicted model, not a curated record. Gene Ontology annotation, molecular function: transmembrane transporter activity. The transcript has 4 exons. Gene Ontology annotation, biological process: transmembrane transport; amino acid transport.
AUGGCGCACGUGUUAUCCCAAGAUCCGGGUGCCCGCGAGCACGACGUCGGCUUGGGCGUCAAGGGCGACAUCAAGGAUGGCUACACCACCCGUCCCUCCCGAUCCGACGAUGGCGGCGCCGACAACAUGCUGGAGCAGCUUGGUUACAAGCCCGAGCUUGAGCGCAACCGGUCGACGCUGCAGGUCGCCUUCAUGUCCUUCGUCCUCGCUUCUAUUCCGUACGGUCUGGCCACGACUAUGAUCUACCCCUUAGCUGGUGGUGGUCCUGUAAACAUUAUUUGGGGCUGGCUUGGCGUGUCUCUGAUCAUCAUCUGUGUCGCUGCUUCGCUUGGUGAAAUCACCAGUGUCUACCCUACUGCCGGAGGUGUUUACUACCAGGCCUUCAUGCUCGCCUCUCCCAAGUACCGCCGCGUGGCCAGUUGGAUUUGUGGCUGGCUCUACGUUGUGGGAAAUAUUACCAUCACUCUGGCUGUGAACUUUGGAACUGCCCUCUUCUUCGUUGCGUGCAUCAACGUUUUCGAGUCGGAGCCUGGUGUCGGCGUCCUCGCCGGCGAGCCAUACCAGGUUUUCCUAAUCUUCCUGGGCCUGACCUUCCUCUGCAACCUGGUGUCCUCGCUCGGCAACAAGUGGCUGCCCCUGCUUGAUGUAAGAAUGACUUGGUUUCGUCUCCUGUUGGGCAAUGUGAACGAUGGGAUGUUAACUCUGCGAUGUAGCAUGUGUGAAGAGGUGAAGAAGCCCGCCACCCAGGUUCCUAAGGCGCUGGUCCUGACCGUCUGCCUCAACACUCUGGCCGGUCUGCUCUUCCUGAUUCCUCUCGUCUUUGUCCUCCCGGAUAUCACCUACCUCAUCAACUUGGCCAACGGCCAGCCCACCCCCGCCAUUAUCAAGGAUGCCAUGGGCACUUCUGGCGGUGCCUUUGGCCUUCUUGUCCCGCUCAUGGUUCUCGCCAUCCUCUGCGGCAUCGGCUGCACUACCGCUGCAUCUCGGUGCACCUGGGCCUUUGCCCGUGAUGGUGCUAUCCCCGGUUCCCGUUGGUGGAAGGAGGUCAACCACAAGCUGGACGUGCCGCUGAACGCUAUGAUGCUCAGCAUGGCUGUUCAGAUCAUUCUCGGUCUCAUCUACUUCGGUUCCAGCGCCGCCUUCAAUGCCUUCUCUGGUGUUGGUGUCAUCUCUCUGACCGCUUCCUACGCCAUACCCAUCGCCAUCAGCCUUUUCGAAGGCCGGAGCCAUUUGGUCGGUAGCCCCUUCAACCUGGGCAAGUUUGGUGUCGCUGCCAACAUUAUUGCUCUCGCUUGGUCCGCUCUCGCCAUGCCUCUAUUCUGCAUGCCCACUUUCGUUCCCGCCACCCCCGAGACCAUCAACUACGCUCCCGCCGUCUUCGUCGCCGCUUGCCUCAUUUCGGGUGGCUGGUACCUUGCCUGGGGCAGGAAGAACUACGCCGGUCCCCCGACCCAAGAGGACCCUGCUUUUUAA